Chlorella variabilis is the source of this 672-nucleotide messenger RNA. RefSeq lists its product as hypothetical. NCBI's taxonomy places the organism in Eukaryota, Viridiplantae, Chlorophyta, Trebouxiophyceae, Chlorellales, Chlorellaceae. Gene Ontology annotation, cellular component: intracellular anatomical structure. The transcript is spliced from 5 exons. The record is from RefSeq and is a predicted model, not a curated record. The coding region runs from base 97 to 603 and encodes 168 amino acids.
CGACAGGUACAUCAAUCGAGUCUGGAGUGCAUCCUCCUGCUGGCCACACCGGGCACCGCCUUGUUACACACUCAGCGACCGAUUGCGACCUCUGAAAUGGCGGAAGGAGCAAAGCAGGAGGCCCCCGCCGUAGCCGAGAUCAUCCAGCAGCUGAACAUGCUGCCCCACCCAGAGGGUGGCUACUACAAGGAAACGUUCCGGGACAGCCGAAAGGUGGAUGCCGGGCGGGCGGCAUCGACUGCCAUCCUGUACCUGCUGCCCGCGGGCGCCAAGUCCAAGCUGCACCGGUUGGAUGCCAGCGAGUGCUGGCACGCCUACCUGGGGGGGGCCAUCACAAUCGUGGAGCUGGAUGGCUCCUCCCCCAGCGGCACACGCACCACCGUGCUUGGGCGUGACCUGGCGGCGGGGCAAAAGCUGCAGCAUGUGGUGCCGCCGGACACCUGGUUUGGCGCGGCACCCGCAGAAGGGACCGAGUUUGCGCUGGUGGGAUGCACCGUGGCGCCAGGCUUUCAGUUCAGCACAUUUGAGAUGGGGGAGAGGCAGCGCCUGCUCCAGGACUUCCCCGCGGCGGCAUCCUGGAUUGAACGGCUGAUGGCAGAGUGAUGGGACGGAGCGGCCAGCCCACAAUUAUCAGGCCACUUGCAUGUGGCCAGAUGUAAUCAACUUGCGCCC